AUGCUACUUAGGAGAACAGCAUACCCUUGUCACUACAGUGACCUCAUACCGAGAUUUGGUAGACCCGUUCCCGAACUUAGUAUGAUCACUAACUGUGUCGUUGACUACCUUUAUGAUAACCAUGGUCAUCGAUUAACACAGUGGAACCAUCAGAUCAUGAGUUCUCCUCUCCUUCAAACGUAUGCUGAUGCUGUGUCUGCACAAGGAGCUCCCUUAAACAACUGUUUUGGGUUCAUUGAUGGGACUGUCAGGCCAAUAUGCCGACCUGUUGAGCUUCAGGAAGUGGUCUACAAUGGGCACAAACGAGUGCACGCGUUAAAAUUUCAGUCACUUACAGUACCCUCUGGACUAAUAGCCAAUCUGUUUGGACCAGUAGGUACGUUUUUUGAAAGGAAACUUAAAUUUGGUUACUGUUUUCAACAAUUCAAUUUUACAUGCGCAAAAUUUUACAGUCGAUUAAAAAAAAAGGAAAAAAGAAAAAGUAUAAAUGAAGGUAAUGAAGCCAAGGAAAUUUUAUAAAUCAAUGUAAUCUAAAUUCACUAAAUUAAUUUGGUUUUAUUCAGAUAGCAUGUUGGAACCUCCUGAAAGUAAUGAUCAUAACAAUUUUGCUGAUCACAUUUUUAGAGGGCAGGAAGCAUGAUGCUGGCAUGCUGAGGGCACUAUGAACUCAAAACCCAUGAAAAUCUUGUGAAAUAAUUCAUUGUAAAUUCACAGAUUUUUCACAGGAUUUUCAUGGUUAAAUCAAUGACAUUUUCAUGGUCUCAGUGCCAUGAAAAAGACCUGAAAAAUCCCAUGAAAAACCUGUGAAAAUUUCCAUAUUCACGACCCAUGAAAUAUUGAGUAAAGUGACCUAGAAGCCAUGAAAUACCCAUGAAAAUCGCAUUUCAUGGCCUUUUCAAAGGUACUGAGAAACCCAUGAAUUUCAAGCCCAAAAUUUCAUGGUGUCAAAGUUCACUAGUUUUUAAUGGGUUGCAGCAAAUCAUGACCCAUGAAUAUCCUGUGAAUAUGUUAAAAAUUCAUUGACCAUGAAAAUUUUCCUUGAAUUUUCAUGGCCUCUACAUGGUUUUUUCAUGGCACAUGAAAGUUAAUUGCCAGUUAGUUUUCAUGGGGUUGUUAGGAAUAUGCAAGCACCAUGAAAAUUCUUUGAAAACCCUAUGAAUUUGGAAUUAAAAAUUCUUCACUUUUCUUGUACCAAAGACUGUACUACAGUGUAUAGCUUGCAUUAUACCAUAACUGUAAUACAUACACUAUCACUUAAAUUAUACACUGAAGAACUAACCUAUCUGUGAAACUUCUUGGUCCUGUUGUACAAGCACACACACAUGAAAGACAUGACCAGAAGUUUGGAUUCUCUGAUAGUUUAUUUUGUUUCACCAGCUGUACAUAAAUAUUACUUUAGGAUUCCAAAAUUGUGAUAAUUCAGUUUACACUUUCUUAAAUAAAAAAAGUUGGUAUGAAAUUUUCUGCAUAAAAUUAAGAUGUUAAUGAUUUUUAGCUCUAUUUUGAUAUCACUGAUUUUCCUUGUGGAGACAGAUUCUGCUCCUAUAUUUCUGAAGGUAUAUAAUAAAUUUGAUGUGAAAAAUAUUUGGACGAAAUUAUUGAAAAUAUACUCACUGGCUUGAUGUAUUUUUGUCUAAACUUCAAAUAUCAUUUCCUUCGUCUAAUAUCAUGUGUAAAAUGUUAUGGACAGUUAUUAUAAUGUCUAUUUAUGUAACAGCAUUCAUGUAAAUUUCUUGAUAUGUUUUACACUUGUGAUCAAUACUUUCAAGGAAACUAACAACAAAACAAUUACCAACUUUCUGCACUCUUGCAUGUGUGAAGAUAUAUCUAUGGCUGACUAUGUCAGUGUCUCUCUGUUUUGGCCACCUGAAUGUUCCAUCCUUCUUUCGGUUAUCAUUACUAUUUGCAUCUUCAUCAUCGUUUGGACCAAGAUAGGCUGCUUUAGCAAGUGUGCAUUUCCUUUCAUCAGUUUUGUAGACCAACACUCUUCAUUGUUUGCAAAAUAAAGGGAGCACAUCAUCAGUUAUCUAAGAGCCUUUCUUAUGUACGUAGUAAACCUAGAAAUGGAUAACUCGCCAAAACAGGUUCUCUUCAACAUGAAGCCGUCAGAUACUAAGUGACGCACUAUGGAAGUGAGGUGAGGUAUUUCGUAUUCAGAAUUUGACUGUAUUUUUUAUUCCUAAGAACGGUCGUAGGUAUUUCCAUACAAACUCUUGUGAUUUUUCGCCAGAUGAUCACAGAAUAAAAAGUUUCAAGUUAAAUCAAUAGUUAGCGCGCGCGCUCCGAUGUUUACGCGUAAUACGAUGACCAAGCUUGAACUUACCCCUUCACGUUGUAAUACAUGUCGAUAACUUCAUCUUGAGGAAACCUCUUUGAAAAAACUUUUCAGACGGUCCAUUGCGUUGAUCUGGAAAAAAAGAGACUGCUACACAAACGCUACGAGAAAUGCAAUUGGAAUGGAACCAUUCCGUUCGAGGUACGAAAAAAACCGCCACUUCUUCGUAAAUCACGUGUACUUUCACGUGGUGACCUUAGGUCAUCGCAGCCAUCAUAGGUCAGCGGUCACAUAGUGACCUCACAGGUUAUCGUGUUCGACGUUACGAAAUGACUCCGAAGAGGUCUCGUUGCUGCUUCUGUAAUCUUACAAAAUAAAGCAGCACAAAAAGCUGUUCGGUAUUUGGAAUUCGAAGUAAGUAACAAUCGACAGGACAUCAGAGUCCAAGAAAGUCAGAGCUGACAUCGACAGUGAUUCCUGUGAAAGCGAUCACGAAAUCAACAACGAUGUUGUAGAAGGCGAUCUCAAUAAAUACAUGAAGGUAACGUUUCAUCCCGACUGAGAAGAUGGCCUGACUCUGUUAACCGGCGACUCUAUGAACGAGGUAAAAAUAGCAUUUUUUUCAGGUUACAUUUGCACACUAUUCAAAGUUCCAAAUUGAGGUGACAAAGUGAUUGAUUUUUCAUUGUUUUGUUCCACAUUUCGUGUAGAUGCAAUGCGUACUAUUGCUGUGCAACUUAAGCAUCUGUACUAUGCAGGUGCCUUACUGGAAAAGCCCUAGAAGAUUCCUCAGCCGUAAGAAUGUAAGAGAAGGCCUUGAACAGGUUUCCAGAGUCAUGGCUAACAAUCAAAGCCAGCAGUGAGGCAGAAAAAAUUCAACAAAGUCGUCCAGGCAUGGCGAAGGCAAAAAGGCCCCAAAAAAUCAAAGUGAGGAUCAAACAUCUGGGUCAUUGCCUCCAGCCCUAUUUGUCUCAACAAAGGAGCAAAUUGAAGAUCCAUUGUUUUUAGUCAUUGUUUUGUGAUUUCCUGUACAUUUUACGUUAACAAAGGCCACUUAAGAUGUUUAGGGACAUUUUCAUUCGACGGUUUUCGCGCUGUACACCAGAAUUCCAUCAGUGCAUAAAUUUAUAACAAGUUAGUUCCACGGAUCAUGAAAGUCAGCUCGUUGAUAAAUCAGUGACUGUGAUGAACUCAUUAUUACCACUUUUAAUGGCCUAUGAAUUCAUCAAUGAAAUUCAUGGGCAACAGAUUUCAGGGAAUAUUCAUGGCCCGUUAAUUUUGUUCUCCCAAAACAAAUAAAUUGUUAGCCCAUGAAAUGCUGUUUGAUUGCAAUUCAUGGGCAUGAAAUUCAUUCUGAUGACUUUCUGGGGAAACUAAUGGGUCAUGAAAGUAGACUUUGAAGAAAUUCAUGGGUCAUGAAAGUAGGCAUAUAAAGAAAUUCAUGGGUCAUGAAAUUAAUUCUGAUGACUUUCAUGGCAAAUCAAUGGGUCAUAAAAAUAGACUUUGAAGAAAUUCAUGGGUCAUGAAAAAAAUUCCCCUAAUUCAUGGAAAAUUCAGGGCUAAAAAUAACCCCAUGAAAUUUCAUUUUGCAGUAUUCAUGGGCCAUGAAAUGAUCUUCAUGGGUUUUUCACAUGAAAUUCAUGGAAUUUUCAUAAAACUACAGUUCAUAGUGGGGAUUCCCACAUGCUUGAUGACUUGGAACUGCAUGCCUACUCCCCUACUGGCCAAGUCAUGUGUGUAUAUGGUGACCAUGCCUACCCACUUAGGGCACACUUACAGGCUCCAUUCAGAGCAGGAGCAAGAGCAUUAACACCAGCUAUGGAGUUAUACAAUAAAAAUAUGAGUAAAGUAAAAACUUCAGUAGAAUGGAUUUUUGGAGAUGUGAUAAAUUCCUUUAAAUCCCUUGAC
Molecule: messenger RNA, 4183 nt
Organism: Pocillopora meandrina
Lineage: Eukaryota; Metazoa; Cnidaria; Anthozoa; Scleractinia; Pocilloporidae
Source: the annotation of a GenBank genome assembly